AUGUUCAGCUCCUCUGUGUCUUACCUGUGUUCUAGCUCCUCUGUGUCUUACCUGUGUUCUAGCUCCUCUGUGUCUUACCCGUGUUCUAGCUCCUCUGUGUCUUACCUGUGUUCUAGCUCCUCUGUGUCUUACCUAUGUUCUAGCUCCUCUUGUUCUAGCUCCUCUGUGUCUUACCUGUGUUCUAGCUCCUCUGUGUCUUACCUGUGUUCUAGCUCCUGUCUCCUGUUUCCUCCUGUGUCUUACCUGUGUUCUAGCUCCUCUGUGUCUUACCUGUGUUCUAGCUCCUCUCCUGUGUCUUACCUGUGUUCUAGCUCCUCUGUGUCUUACCUGUGUUCUUGCUCCUCUCAUGUGUCUUACCUGUGUUCUAGCUCCUCUGUGUCUUACCUGUGUUCUAGCUCCUCUCCUGUGUCUUACCUAUGUUCUAGGUCCUCUGUGUCUUACCUGUGUUCUAGCUCCUCUGUGUCUUACCUGUGUUCUAGCUCCUCUGUGUCUUACCCGUGUUCUAGCUCCUCUGUGUCUUACCUGUGUUCUAGCUCCUCUGUGUCUUACCUAUCUGCUGUGUCUUACUUGUGUUCUAGCUCCUCUGUGUCUUACCUGUGUUCUAGAUCCUCUCCUGUGUCUUACCUGUGUUCUAGCUCCUCUGUGUCUUACCUGUGUUCUAGCUCCUCUCCUGUGUCUUACCUGUGUUCUAGCUCCUCUGUGUCUUACCUGUGUUCUUGCUCCUGUCUCCUCUGUGUCUUACCUGUGUUGAAGCUCCUGUGUCUUACCUGUGUUCUAGCUCCUCUCCUGUGUCUUACCUGUGUUCUAGCUCCUGUGUCUUACCUAUGUUCUAGCUCCUCUGUGUCUUACCUGUGUUCUAGCUCCUCUGUGUCUUACCUGUGUUCUAGCUCCUCUGUGUCUUACCUGUGUUCUAGCUCCUGUCUCCUAUCUCCUGUGUCUUACCUAUGUUCUAGCUCCUCUGUGUCUUACCUGUGUUCUAGCUCCUCUGUGUCUUACCUGUGUUCUAGCUCCUCUGUGUCUUACCUGUGUUCUCCUGUGUCUUACCUGUGUUCUAGCUCCUCUGUGUCUUACCUGUGUUCUAGCUCCUCUCCUGUGUCUUACCUGUGUUCUAGCUCCUCUGUGUCUUACCUGUGUUCUCCUGUGUCUUACCUGUGUUCUAGCUCCUCUGUGUCUUACCUGUGUUCUAGCUCCUGUCUCCUUCUAGCUCCUGUGUCUUACCUAUGUUCUAGCUCCUCUGUGUCUUACCUGUGUUCUAGCUCCUCUGUGUCUUACCUGUGUUCUAGCUCCUCUGUGUCUUACCUGUGUUCUCCUGUGUCUUACCUGUGUUCUAGCUCCUCUGUGUCUUACCUGUGUUCUAGCUCCUGUGUCUUACCUGUGUUCUCUGUGUCUUAG
Oncorhynchus nerka (sockeye salmon) is the source of this 1392-nucleotide messenger RNA. Its product is annotated as keratin-associated protein 10-1-like. The transcript is spliced from 21 exons. Bases 1 to 1392 code for a protein of 463 amino acids. NCBI's taxonomy places the organism in Eukaryota, Metazoa, Chordata, Actinopteri, Salmoniformes, Salmonidae. The record is from RefSeq and is a predicted model, not a curated record.